Boleophthalmus pectinirostris (great blue-spotted mudskipper) is the source of this 1101-nucleotide messenger RNA. It is a transcript of the gene ndr2, whose product is annotated as nodal-related 2. Gene Ontology annotation, molecular function: type I activin receptor binding; cytokine activity; growth factor activity. Bases 1 to 1101 code for a protein of 366 amino acids. The transcript has 4 exons. Gene Ontology annotation, cellular component: extracellular region. Lineage: Eukaryota; Metazoa; Chordata; Actinopteri; Gobiiformes; Gobiidae. Gene Ontology annotation, biological process: SMAD protein signal transduction; BMP signaling pathway. The record is from RefSeq and is a predicted model, not a curated record.
AUGGAAAAGGGGCUGGCUGAUGUACGUGGGACGCAAACGGUGAAAGAUGGAGUGUACUCAAGGUUUCAGCUUUUGGACAGACCCGCUGGACAUCACCUGCCAACGUACAUGGUGCAUCUGUAUCGGAAUUUCACCACAAAUUUUUCCAAACCAGCGGAUGCUAUUGAGCAGAGUGUAGCGAGGCGCGCAGACACCGUGAAAAGCGUCAUGGCGAAAAGUUUGACGAAUAAGGAAACGCGCUGGAUCGCCACUUUUGACCUCCACACGUUGCUCGGAGACCAACAGAUCCAAGCGGCCGAGCUUCGAAUACGCCUUCCCCGAAACCAAGAUGUCUCCAAUGUCACCGUGGACAUUUACCACCACCAGACCUGCAGCCACCCUCCCCUCGCCGUCUCCAAACCCUGUCUGGAGCAUCAUCUAGUGGGCACGCUCAACCACACCUCCCUGGUCCCCGGAUCUCAAAACUGGAAAGUCUACAACAUCACAUCUCCGCUUUUGAACUGGCUACGAGACAAGAAACCGAACAAAAUCAAGCUUAGACGAAUUAGAAAAAGGAAAAAUUCUGAAAAACCCAAAAUAGAAAUCGGAAUAGACCCUGAAGUGAACGAGCGGGCGUUACUGGUUGUCUUUUCGCAUACAGAUUCGGAUGGGAAGUCUAAACCGAAAGCAAGCUUACUCCACACGGCUGAACAGUCCAAAUUUUUGUCCCAAGCGGAAAUCCGAAAGGCAAAACGGCAUAAAAAGCGAAGGAGUAAAAGAGGGCAGAGGGAGCACAGCGGGUCUAAGAAGCAGCCUUGCAGAAGAGUGGAUUUGCACGUGGAUUUUAACCGGAUCGGAUGGGGGUCUUGGAUUAUUUUUCCCAAAAGGUACAACGCCUACAGGUGUGAGGGGGCGUGUCCGGGCCCGCUGGGGGAACAUCUCAACCCGACCAACCACGCUUACAUGCAGAGUCUGUUCAAGCAUUUACACCCCGACCGCGUGACGUCUCCGUGCUGCGCUCCCACCAGGAUGAGCCCGCUGAGCAUGCUCUACUACGAGAACGGAGAGAUGCUCCUGAGACAUCACGAGGACAUGGUCGUGGACGAGUGCGGAUGUCAGUAA